CUUCAGAGACGCACGUUUCGUUUUCAGUUUACUUGAUACAACGUACUCUCCAUCGGGUAUUUUCAUGGGUGUGUCCCUGGAGGUCUACCGUUGUCGAAUUGGAUGUUUCGCUCCUAUUGCUCAUCUCCUAUCCACUUCAGUGUCUGAGAAAGUACAGCUCGGCCACACAACCAGCAGGAAUAGGAACGUGAAUGCUCAUACCGCUCCUAAACGUGUGAGAUGUCUUUUCAGCUGUUGCUUCUGUCUCACACUGGCCGCCAUUUUGAUACUACGUUGUGGUGACGUUCACCCACAUCCGGGUCCUCCCACACGUCCUGAAGAGGACGUCCAUUCUACAGUCGACCUCAGCACAGUUCGAGACUGCUCUUCUGGUACUUCCGAUGAUGUGAGUGUUUUAGAGGAUUUGUGUACUCUAUCCUCCCAAGCUGCGUCAAGCAGUGGUGUUUUGCCACAGUGUCCACUUUGUGCUUCUUCCUUCAGAGACAUUGGGUCCCUGUGGCAACAUAUAAAUGCUAGUCAUAUUAGUCGCCAUUUAUUUCCAAGCAGAGCUUUUCUUCAGGGUCAUAAUCGUCGUCUUUGCUGUGAUUGUGGAUUUGCCUAUUCAAAGAGAUUUCAGUGUUGCAGACGUUCUUUGGGAUCAGGAAAUCGCUGUCGUGGCUUGAUGGAGGACCCUGUUUCUUCAUUAUGGCUGAAUGGACAAUCAGACCAAGAUUCACUUUCUUCCUCCUGUGAGAAUUCUCAUAGUGAUCUCCACCAUGACACACACCUGUCAGCUUCUAAUAGGCCUGACCCUUCUUGUGUGGCUUCUUGUCCUGCUGACUUGGAUUUGGUAUUAGAGGGAGUUCAUGCUGCCUCUAUGUUGUCUCCUCCCACGCAAGAUGAAUCUUUAGUAUUCACGUCAGUAAUGAAUGAAAUUGCUUCAUUACGUGUUCAGACAGUUAAGCAUGUGCCACGUUCGACUCGUCCAUUACUUGCUGAAGUUCUUUCUGGUGAAUUCUUACGUGCCUGUGAAAAUGGUAUUUGGGGUUUUGUUCGGCUGUUCAUGUUUGCAAAAGCUGUGUUACGCGUUCCUCCUCGGGGAGGCAGAAAGAAGCGUUUGGUCAUUAAGCAGCUGUUGUUAUCUCGCCUGCGUCAAUGGCAGCAGGGUAACUUGGUCGCACUGUGGACAGCAGCCAGGCAGGAGUGUCAGUCCCGGUCAACCCGUCAAUCAGUCUCUAUUGCCAAAAGUAAUGCUCGUCGUUCACUGAAUUUGGCACGCGAGGGUAGGUUUGGUGAUGCUAUGAAAGUGUUGGGCUCUUGUGGUUGUGCUUCUCGUGAUGACCCAAUGGUGCUAGAUGAACUUAAAUCACGUCACCCAGAACAUGCUUUACCUGAAUGGUCCGAUGAUAUUCCACCUCCAUUAGUUGUGGAUUCUCUUGCAGUUUUAUCAGCCUUAGAAAGUUUUCCCAGAGGUUCCAGUCCUGGUUUUUCUCAGCUUCGGGCUCAACAUCUUUUAGAUAUUAUGAAAGGAGCAUAUGUCCCAGAUGCUCAGUUGUGCCUUGCAAAUCUUUCAAGAUUCAUGACAAAGCUUUUGGCGGGUAAGUGUGAUCCAAGAAUCGCACCUUGGUUGUCUGGAGCACCACUGACUGCCCUCUUAAAGAAAUCAGGAGGUUUUCGGCCAAUUGCAGUUGGAGAAGUACUCCGGCGCCUGGCAAGUAAACUCUGUUGUGCUUCUGUGAAAGACCGCCUUCCAGACGUCUUUUUGCCAACUGGCCAAGUAGGAGUGGGUAUUAGAAGUGGUAUGGAAUCAGCUAUUCACACCACACAAUCGUUUCUUGAUGCUAACUGGGAUAAAGAAGACUUCUGUUGCUUGAAAAUUGACAUGACUAAUGCUUUUAAUGAGUGCUCCAGACCAGCCUUUCUUUCACGUUUGCGGAGAGAAUUUCCAGAAUUAUUUGCAUGGGCUCAGUGGUCCUACCACGUGCCUAGUGAGAUGCGUUACGGUAGGCAUCAAAUCUUAUCUACAGCUGGUGUCCAACAGGGAGAUCCCUUGAGCCCUCUUCUGUUCUCACUUGUGAUUCUGGAAUUAUUGGAUUCUAUUGGCGCUAUUUCGAACCUACACCUUCAAAUUUGGUAUUUGGAUGAUGGGACAUUUUUCGGCUCGAGAGAGUCUGUAUCUUCUUUAUUACAAAGUGUUUCGGAAAAGGGUCCCAGUUAUGGCUUACAUGUCAACUUAAAUAAAUGUGAACUAUACUGGCCGUCUGGAGACCAAGCUUUUCCCUUGUUUCCCAGUCAAGUCAGACGUUUGUCAGAAGGGGUUGAGUUGCUAGGAUCACCAGUCCAUGGCUCUUUAGACUUUUUCAGAUCAUCUAUAUCCAAACGUGUUGAUAAAGUCUUGGAGUCUCAAACGCUUCUGAGUAACCUUGAGGAUCCACAAGUUGAAUUGCAUUUGCUACGGAGCUGUCAGAGUAUCUGUAAAAUCAAUCAUUUGUUACGUACUGUGACUCCUGCUUUGUUGACAGACCAAUUACGCCGUUUCGAUGUCGGCUUACGUCGAUCUUUGGAAAUCAUCUGUCGAUCCUCCAUUACAGACACAGCAUGGUUGCAGGCUACACUACCUGUACGACUUGGGGGUCUCGGUUUGAGAGAAGCAGUCAAGUCUGCACCAGCUGCAUACGAAAGCUUGUAA
Corticium candelabrum is the source of this 2668-nucleotide messenger RNA. RefSeq lists its product as uncharacterized. Lineage: Eukaryota; Metazoa; Porifera; Homoscleromorpha; Homosclerophorida; Plakinidae. The transcript is spliced from 2 exons. The coding region runs from base 65 to 2668 and encodes 867 amino acids. The record is from RefSeq and is a predicted model, not a curated record.